AUGGAGCCUGUGAUGAAACUGUUGGAUAUACAUUCAGAUUUUGGUGCUGUUGAGGAUUAUUUUGAAGGGUUCGAAAUCUGGGAUAUGACCAAGGAAGAUGAUGAGGAUGUUAAUAUUGUGGCACAUUUCCUCACAUUCAUCGGAAAAGAAGCAUACAGCUUAUUAAAAACACUGGCUAUGCCGGGAAAGCCUAUCUCGCUUCUUUAUACAACUCUCAAGGAACUGCUGCUAGACUAUGUUGAGUAUACAAAUUUCGAACGCAAUAAAGGAAGAUUUUGUAAAGUGAUUCAUGAGGAUGUAAAAAAUUCCACUACAUUACUACGUCAUUCCAACCCAGUGCAUACUCAAUGCUAUGCAGAUAAUUCAUUGAGGAGUUGCAAUGCAUUUCACGAAGAUGGGCACAAGUUUGGUCAGUGUUUGUCCUGUGGCAUAUACCACUCUUUUAAUUCAUGUAAAUUUCGUAAUUCUAAGUGCUUUAAAUGUGGUGAUAUUGGACAUAUUCAGUCAGUCUGUAAUACUAAUGUUCAUCUUAUUGCAACUAAUAUUAAGUCUGGUAA
Molecule: messenger RNA, 557 nt
Organism: Schistosoma curassoni
Lineage: Eukaryota; Metazoa; Platyhelminthes; Trematoda; Strigeidida; Schistosomatidae
Source: the annotation of a GenBank genome assembly